Messenger RNA from Pteronotus mesoamericanus, 2030 nucleotides. It is a transcript of the gene DDX56, whose product is annotated as DEAD-box helicase 56. The record is from RefSeq and is a predicted model, not a curated record. Gene Ontology annotation, molecular function: nucleic acid binding; ATP binding; RNA helicase activity. The transcript is spliced from 14 exons. Bases 16 to 1653 code for a protein of 545 amino acids. NCBI's taxonomy places the organism in Eukaryota, Metazoa, Chordata, Mammalia, Chiroptera, Mormoopidae.
CUACAGCGCUUCAGCAUGGCGGACUCCGAGGAGCUGGGCUUUGAACACAUGGGCCUUGACCCUCGGCUGCUGCAGGCCGUCACCGAUCUGGGCUGGUCCCGGCCCACGCUGAUCCAGGAAAAGGCCAUCCCGCUGGCCCUGGAAGGGAAGGACCUCCUGGCUCGGGCGCGCACUGGCUCUGGGAAGACGGCUGCUUAUGCCAUUCCGAUGCUGCAGCAUCUGCUCCAGAGGAAGGAGACCGGCCCCGCGGUGGAGCAGGCUGUGCGCGGUCUGGUCCUCGUGCCGACCAAGGAUCUGGCCCGGCAGGCCCAGUCCAUGAUUCAGCAGCUGGCCACCUACUGUGCCCGGGACAUCCGCGUGGCCAAUGUCUCAGCCGCGGAAGACUCAGCCUCUCAGAGAGCUGUGCUGAUGGAGAAGCCUGACGUGGUGGUGGGGACCCCCUCUCGCAUAUUGAACCAUGUGCAGCAAGACAACUUGAAGCUGCGGGACUCCCUGGAGCUGCUGGUGAUGGAUGAGGCUGACCUUCUCUUCUCUUUUGGCUUCGAGGAGGAGGUCAAGAGUCUCCUCUGUCACUUGCCCCGGAUUUAUCAGGCUUUUCUGAUGUCAGCGACUUUUAAUGAAGACGUUCAAACGCUCAAGGAGCUGGUACUACACAACCCGGUUACUCUCAAACUGCAAGAGUCCCAGCUGCCAGGGCCAGAGCAGCUACAGCAGUUUCGGGUGACCUGCGACACUGAGGAAGACAAGUUUCUGCUGCUCUAUGCCCUGCUCAAGCUGUCGUUGAUCCGGGGCAAGUCCCUGCUCUUCGUCAACACCCUGGAGCGGAGUUACCGGCUGCGCCUCUUCCUGGAGCAGCUCAGCAUCCCCGCCUGCGUGCUCAACGGGGAGCUCCCCCUGCGCUCCAGGUGCCACAUUAUCUCGCAGUUCAACCAAGGCUUCUACGACUGCGUCAUAGCAACGGAUGCCGAGGUCCUGGGGACCCCAGCGCAAGGCAGGCGUCGGGGCAAAGGACCCAAGGGGGAGAGGGCCUCGGACCCAGAGGCAGGCGUGGCCCGCGGCAUAGACUUCCACCACGUGUCUGCCGUCCUCAACUUCGACCUGCCCCCCAACCCCGAGGCUUACGUCCAUCGAGCGGGCAGGACGGCGCGGGCCAACAACCCAGGGGUAGUCCUGACCUUCGUGCUACCGGCAGAGCAGUCCCACCUGAGCAAGAUCGAGGAGCUUCUCGGAGGAGAGACGGGGGCCCCUGCCCUGCUGCCCUACCAGUUCCACAUGGAGGAGAUCGAGGGCUUCCGCUACCGCUGCCGCGACGCUAUGCGCUCGGUGACUAAACAAGCCAUCCGAGAGGCGAGGUUGAAGGAGAUCAAGGAGGAGCUUCUGCACUCGGAGAGGCUGAAGACGUAUUUUGAAGACAACCCCAGGGACCUCCAGCUGCUGCGGCAUGACCUGCCCCUGCACCCCGCUGUGGUGAAGCCUCACCUGGGCCACGUCCCCGACUACCUGGUGCCUCCUGCUCUGCGCGGUCUGGUGAACCCUCACAAGAAGCGGAGGAAGGUGCCCUCCAAGAAGGUCAAGAAGGCAAAGGCCCAGAACCCACUGCGCAGCUUCAAGCACAGAGGAGAGAAGCGCAGGCCCCCGACGCGGCCCUCCUGAGUGCGUCCAGGCCGCCUGCGCGUCCUCCCGGCCCCGGGGCCGAGCUCCGCGGGGAGCGGGCUCCCCACGGACAGACGGGGUCCUUGCCCUGGACGAUGCCCUGGGUUCCGGGCAGGCAGACUGGCCUCCAGGCCCGUGACGCUGCCAGGCUGGCGUUUGUGCCUUAAAGACAAUAAAGAUCGUAGCUGCCUCGGUUUGGGCCUCCCCCCGGCCCGGGGUGGGAAGGGGCCGCCCCCAGAACUUGCGUCUGGGAGGCAGUGCUGGGCUUCCUGCCUGCUGAGUGCACCCUGUCGGCCAGCAGGGGUCAGCGGUGUAGCGCCGCAGCCUGGGGCCUUCCCGCCCUGGGAGAGGCCCUGUCCAGGUCUCUGUCCAGCCCG